AUGCGCAGCUCCGCCGCUCCGCUAUCCGCAGCUCCGCCACGCGCAGCUGCGCCACGCGCAGCUCUUCAGCGUGCUGCCACCCAUGACCCGCGAUUGCUGCCAUGCUCGCCGUGCGUGCCUCUUCCCCUGCAUGUCGCCACAUGUCCCCCGCGCUGCCCCGCCCUGCCCCCCACCUGGGCCCCCUUGCCCCCCCCUGCCCUCAUUACUAUGCCACCCUUCCCACCACUCACACCACUCCGGCACCUCGUGGUUCUGCCAGCACUCACCGCCUAUUUCCCCUCUGCUCUUACCCCCUCUGCUCUUACUACCUGUGUCCUCCAAGCUCCGUGUUCCCCGGCUGCUCAUCCGUCCCUCUCUCCUGGUUCUUCCCUCCCCAUCACCGUGUGCCUCGAAUGGCAGGAGUGGCACGACUGGCUUAAGAGACUCCCACGCAUUUAUCAGCAAGCAAUCACAUUCAUCCCCCCUUUUCCCUUUCCCCUUUGCCAUUUCCCUCACUACCUCAAUCCCUUUCCCCUUUCCCCCUUCGCUCCCCUUUUUCCCGUUUCCUCUUCCCGCCUUCCGCCUUCCGCUUUCCGCCUUCCCCGUUCCCCCUUCCUUUUUGCCCUCCCCAUCCCUCCUCCCCCUUUCCACCUUUCCUCCUCCCUCGUCUCCCUUCCCCUUUCUCCGUGCCCUUUUUCCUCCCCAUUGCCCUUUUUCCUCCCCAUUGCCCUUUUUCCUCCCCAUUUCCCUUUUUCCUCCCCAUUCCCUUUUUCCUCCCCAUUUCCCUUUUUCCUCCCCAUUGCCCUUUUUCCUCCCCAUUGCCCUUUUUCCUCCCCAUUACCCUUUUUCCUCCCCAUUUCCCUUUUUCCUCCCCAUUUCCCUUUUUCCUCCCCAUUUCCCUUUUUCCUCCCCAUUGCCCUUUUUCCUCCCCAUUGCCCUUUUUCCUCCCCAUUACCCUUUUUCCUCCCCAUUUCCCUUUUUCCUCCCCAUUUCCCUUUUUCCUCCCCAUUUCCCUUUUUCCUCCCCAUUGCCCUUUUUCCUCCCCAUUGCCCUUUUUCCUCCCCAUUGCCCUUUUUCCUCCCCAUUUCCCUUUUUCCUCCCCAUUUCCCUUUUUCCUCCCCAUUUCCCUUUUUCCUCCCCAUUGCCCUUUUUCCUCCCCAUUGCCCUUUUUCCUCCCCAUUACCCUUUUUCCUCCCCAUUUCCCUUUUUCCUCCCCAUUUCCCUUUUUCCUCCCCAUUGCCCUUUUUCCUCCCCAUUGCCCUUUUUCCUCCCCAUUACCCUUUUUCCUCCCCAUUUCCCUUUUUCCUCCCCAUUUCCCUUUUUCCUCCCCAUUUCCCUUUUUCCUCCCCAUUGCCCUUUUUCCUCCCCAUUGCCCUUUUUCCUCCCCAUUGCCCUUUUUCCUCCCCAUUUCCCUUUUUCCUCCCCAUUUCCCUUUUUCCUCCCCAUUGCCCUUUUUCCUCCCCAUUUCCCUUUUUCCUCCCCAUUGCCCUUUUUCCUCCCCAUUGCCCUUUUUCCUCCCCAUUACCCUUUUUCCUCCCCAUUUCCCUUUUUCCUCCCCAUUUCCCUUUUUCUUCCCCAUUGCCCUUUUUCCUCCCCAUUGCCCUUUUUCCUCCCCAUCACCCUUUUUCCUCCCCAUUUUCCUUUUUCCUCCCCAUUUCCCUUUUUCCUCCCCAUUUCCCUUUUUCCUCCCCAUUGCCCUUUUUCCUCCCCAUUGCCCUUUUUCCUCCCCAUUUCCCUUUUUCCUCCCCAAUUCCCUUUUUCCUCCCCAUUGCCCUUUUUCCUCCCCAUUGCCUUUUUUCCUCCCCAUUGCCUUUUUUCCUCCCCAUUUCCCUUUUUCCUCCCCAUUUCCCUUUUUCCUCCCCAUUUCCCUUUUUCCUCCCCAUUUCCCUUUUUCCUCCCAAUUUCCCUUUUUCCUCCCCAUUUCCCUUUUUCCUCCCCAUUUCCCUUUUUCCUCCCCAUUUCCCUUUUUCCUCCCCAUUUCCCUUUUUCCUCCCCAUUUCCCUUUUUCCUCCCCAUUUCCCUUUUUCCUCCCCAUGGCCCUUUUUCCUCCCCAUUGCCCUUUUUCCUCCCCAUUGCCCUUUUUCCUCCCCAUUGCCCUUUUUCCUCCCCAUUGCCCUUUUUCCUCCCCAUUGCCCUUUUUCCUCCCCAUUGCCCUUUUUCCUCCCCAUUGCCUUUUUUCCUCCCCAUUGCCUUUUUUCCUCCCCAUUUCCCUUUUUCCUCCCCAUUUCCCUUUUUCCUCCCCAUUUCCCUUUUUCCUCCCCAUUUCCCUUUUUCCUCCCCAUUUCCCUUUUUCCUCCCCAUUUCCCUUUUUCCUCCCCAUUUCCCUUUUUCCUCCCCAUUUCCCUUUUUCCUCCCCAUUUCCCUUUUUCCUUUCUUCUCCUCCCACUUCCCUCUGCCCCUUCCCUUCGUGCCUUUUCCCCUCCGGAUUGUUCCUCCCCUUCCCCCUAA
This is a messenger RNA of Closterium sp. Naga37s-1, 2427 nucleotides long. The record is from the annotation of a GenBank genome assembly. NCBI's taxonomy places the organism in Eukaryota, Viridiplantae, Streptophyta, Zygnematophyceae, Desmidiales, Closteriaceae.